This is a messenger RNA of Paramecium pentaurelia, 3130 nucleotides long. The record is from the annotation of a GenBank genome assembly. Lineage: Eukaryota; Ciliophora; Oligohymenophorea; Peniculida; Parameciidae.
AUGACAGAUUUUUUUUACAUCCAAGUCCCAGCUGAUGUUAAAGUUUUAUUGCUAACUGGAACCUCUCUAAAUAAGAAUCAAUUAGAUUAAGUAUAAAAAUGUACUAAUCUACUUAAAUUGGAUUUGUCAAAUUGCAAUCUUACAUUUAUUCCAAAUCUCAAAAAAUUAACAAAUUUAAGAAUCCUAUACUUACAUCAGAAUCAAAUUUCUUAACUUUCUGUAGAACCAAUCACAGGAUGCAACAGUUUGAACUAUCUCACUCUAUUUUUAAAUCCUGUAUCAGCAUAAUGUUCUCUCAGAAGACAAGUUAUUUCAUAUAUGAAAUCCCUUUGGGCACUAGAUUUCAAUGCAAUUACUGAUGAAGAGAAAUAUAAAGAAUUGAGAUUAAAAUAAUCCACAGAAAAGAGUCGUCUACCUUGGCCGAUUAUAAGCACUCCAAAGGAAUUAAAGGAUCAAUAAAAAAUAGUCUUAUUGGUUUGGCAAGAAUUAGAGGUGAUCAGAAAGAUUUGGCAAAGAUGCUCUGCCAUUUUGACUAUCUAAAGUUUCAUUAAAAGUUAUUUAAUAAGAAGAAAUUUUAAAAAAAUUGUUUAGAAACAGAUGAAAAUACAGUAAAUUGUUAUUUAUAUUUAGAGCAUUUGUAAAACAAACAGUUAAACAUUGGAUAAAAUUUACUAAGAACAAAAAAGACCUUAAUCAAUUAUUAACAAAUUAAUAUAGUACUCAAUUUGAGAAAGUUAAAGUGAUGGUUUAAAAUUAUAGACAAAGAAAAGGAAAGGCAAUUAAAGAAUUAAAGAGUGCUAGAAUUAUCUAUAAAUCUUUGAAAUCCUUUUAUCAUGGAUAAAAACUUAAACUUGAAUCUAUUGGAAAUAUAUAUAGACUCUAUUUCUAUAAGGAAUAAUUACAUAUAUUCAAAUAAAUUUUACAUAAACUCAUUAAUAAACCAGAAAUCAGAGGGAUUAUUGAUUAGGCUCCUCUUUUACAUGAAGAUUUUUAGAAACCUAAUAAGAUUUAUGAUUCAGAAGUUUUCACUUAUAGACUACCUAGUUAAUUCAAUUUAUAAAACAAUCCUAUUUAUUUUAAGAAUAUGCUAACUUAUCCUGCUUCUUUAUGUAAAAUAAGUUGCUGCUUGUAAUAACUAAAAUUAAGUAUAAUAAAGAAAUGGACAUCAGUGACUAAAUUUACUCAAGAUGUACAUCCUUAUUCUUACUUGCAAAAGUAUGAUGAAUUGAUGCCUGCCAGAAAACCUUAUUUUAUUAUGUACAAAUUACCAAAGUAGGAUAAAGUUAAAUAUGAAAAUUGUUUAAAAUUAAUCAACAAAUUUUAAUAACGAGAAUACAAAUAAUUAUAUGUUAUAAAUUUAAGCAAAGAAAAUAUCUCAUUGAUAAUUAAAUGUAUAAUUUUGCACAAUAAGGAUCAUCCUUCAUAAGUGUUUAUAACAAUAUUUGAAAAAUAAUUGAAAGAAGCUGUGGCAGCAUUAAAGAUAUAAAGAUAAUUUAGAGCCUAUCAAGAUGUUAAAAAGAAUGGCAAAACUAUGCAAACUAUAAUUAAUAUUUUAGUAAAGGAAAGAUCCCUAUUAAUUUUAUAAAAAUGGUUUAAAGAUUUGAAAAUGCAUCAUAGAAAUAAUUUUUUUAAGGUUAUUGGAUAUCGACUUAAACAAUUCACUCAAAAUGUGUUAUAUUUAAAUUACUCAAUUUAUAUACAAUUAAGAUAAUGUGUAUCAAAGUUGCAAUUUCUUGAAUAAAAAUCAAAAGUUAGUUUGAUUAACUAUAAAUUCCAUAUAUCUUUUGAAUAGUUUCCUAAGAAAAAUAUUAUACCUAUUUGGUUAAGAAAAUAAAUUAUUCAAUAUGAUGAUGAAGAUUAAUAAGAAUUUUCAAUUAUUUAAAAUUGUGAUGUAUAUCAUUUAUUACAUUUUGAGACUUAAAGUGAAAUAAAGAAUUUAUUAAAUUAAAAAUGGCUAAAAAUUACAUUCCCUUAAAAUGAAUAAUUAAAAUUGAGACUAUUUUUAUUGGCUCUAUAUACUUAUUCUUUUAAAUACUAAUGCUUUGUAUAAUUGUAUUAAGAAAAUGAGUUAUUAGAACAAACUUAAAUUGUAAGAUAACAGGAUGAAUUACUUAUUAAGACAUAUCUAAUUUAAUAGUAAACUGAUUUUGUAGAAAAUUGUGAAAUUCCAUAUAAACCAUCAUUAUGGUUAUCAAAAUUUUUAUCUGAUAAAACAACCAAUGAAGUUGAAGUAAGAUUUUAUAAAAAUGGAAUUGAUUAAAAAAAUAAAAAGAAAAAAAACAUAUCAAAAUUGCCAGAAUGUGAACAAAUCUCAACUUAUCUUUUUUUCAGUUCUAUUAAAAAACAAUUUAAUUAAUUUUCAUAUCCUUAAAUCAAACAAAAUUGUCCUACUGCAUCAACUAAUGUUAGGACAAUUACUUAAACUGAUAAACCUAAAACUGCACUAUAAACAUAUAUAUUUUAAUAGGAUAGUUUUGAAUAAGAACCCAACAAUGUAGAAAAAUAGUAAUAAAGAUUGAAAUUACUUACAAAUUCUACACGAUAACAUCUGAGAACAAAAUCUGUUAUGAAUAAAAAAUAAGUAUUAUAAGUAGAAUUGCCAUCAUUCUUACAAUAAUAAAAUUUUAACUUAAGUUAUAGUGUAGGAAGAUAAAAUAACUAACCAGAUAUAUCAAAAUAAUUGCAAUAUUGGGAAGAUAGAGAAAAUCAAUAGAGAUAAUCAAUAAAAAAGUAAAAUUUAGAAAAAAAAUCAGCCAAAUUAUAGAUACAACAGGAAAGGUCUUUUUAUCAAGAAUUCAAUAUUGGUUAGAAUCUUAUAAGCAGAUAAGGAGAUAGACAUUAAAUUCGACUAUAUUAAAAGAAAUAAUAAUAAAUAUCUUAGUAACAUGUCCAAUAAUUUAAAGAAAAAUCUAAUCACAUUAAAGAAAUCUAAGCUACAAAUAAUAGAAUGAAAUUGUAAGCAAUUAAAGAAGCUAAUUCUUAAUAUAAAGCUUCUCUUGAAUAACCAGAAUAAUAAAUUAAACCUAUCUAAAGAAACUAAACAAAAAGAGUAGGAAUAACUAAUAAAUAUAUCCAUUCUGUAUUACCUGAAGAGAUAUUUCCAAUAAAAAUUGAUUUUGAAAAUAUAUGA